This is a messenger RNA of Teleopsis dalmanni, 2178 nucleotides long. RefSeq names its product mucin-17-like. Gene Ontology annotation, biological process: negative regulation of protein sumoylation. Lineage: Eukaryota; Metazoa; Arthropoda; Insecta; Diptera; Diopsidae. The record is from RefSeq and is a predicted model, not a curated record. Gene Ontology annotation, molecular function: calcium ion binding. The transcript is spliced from 2 exons. The coding region runs from base 1 to 2178 and encodes 725 amino acids.
AUGAUCGAUUGCAGUGACAAUGUUGAUGAUGGUCUUAGCGUUUCAUUGUCCAAAGAUGCAGCGGCAAUUCCACAACAAGCAGAUGCAGCGGUAAAAGCCGAAACAAUAUCACCUCGAAUUACUAGGCCUCCAAUUAAGAUGGAUCCACAACCUAUUAUAUUAAUAGCAAAUCCAGAACCUGUCGAUUCAAUAGCUACCACACCACCAAUAAUUAUUAAGCCAAUUGAAGUAAAUACAUUGCCAUCUCGUAUCAUCAGACCUACACUCUGGCCGGAGCCUGUAACAGAAAUAUUAAUAACAAAUCCUGAUCUGAUCGAUCCUUUACCUACAGAGUCACCACAAAUGACAAUACCAUUUGAAGCAAAUACAUUGCCAUCUCGUAUCAUCAGGCUUGAACCAGUCGACCCUUUACCUACAGAGUCACCACAAAUUACAAUUCCAUUUGAAGCAAAUACACUGCCAUCACGUAUUAUCGGACCAAUACGCUGGCCGGAGCCUGUAACGGAUAUACUAAUAGUAAAUCCAGAUCUGGUGGACCCUUUGCCUACAGAAUCACCACAAAUGACAAUACCAUUUGAAGCAAAUACAUUGCCAUCUCGUAUCAUCAGACCAAUACGCUGGCCGGAGCCUGUAACAGAUAUACUAAUAACAAAUCCCGAUCUGAUCGACCCUUUGCCUACAGAAUCACCACAAAUGACAAUACCAUUUGAAACAAAUACACUGCCAUCACGUAUUAUCGGACCAAUACGCUGGCCAGAACCUGUAACGGAUAUACUAAUAACAAAUCCUGAUCUGAUCGACCCUUUGCCUACAGAAUCACCACAAAUGACAAUACCAUUUGAAACAAAUACACUGCCAUCUUUUAUCGGACGUGUUUUGUGGCCACCCCAGACGGUCAUACCAAUAACAAGUCCUGAGCAAACAGAUGUAAUAACCAUAUUACCAGCAAAGCCAUUUAGACCUAUUGCACCAUGGCGCCCAAUAGAAUUUUUAACUUUGGAUCCAAUUACAGCAGCUAUUAAUCCUGUUAAUCCUGUGAAUCCUGUUACUGACUUACCAGUUACUGAUGUACCAGUUACUGAUGUACUAGCUACUGAUGUACCAGUUACUGAUUUACCAGUUACUGAUGUUCCAGUUACGGAUGUACCAAUCACUGAUGUACCAGUUACUAAUUUACCUAUUACUGAUUUACCAGUUACUGAUUUACCAGUUACUGAUGUACCAAUUACUGAUGUGGCAAUUACUGAUUUACCAGUUACUGAUUUACCAGUUACUGAUAUAACAGUUACGGAUGUACCAGUUACUGAUGCACCCAUUACUGAUUUACCAGUUACUGAUGUUCCAGUUACGGAUGUACCAAUCACUGAUUUACCAAUUACUGAUGUACCCAUUACUGAUUUACCAGUUACUAAUUUACCUAUUACUGAUUUACCAGUUACUGAUGUACCCGUUACUGAUGUACCCGUUACCGAUGUACCCAUUACUGAUUUACCAGUUACUGAUUUACCAGUUACUGAUUUACCUGUAACGGAUAUACCAGUCACGGAUGUACCAGUUACGGAUGUGCCAGUUACGAAUGUACCAGUUACUGAUGUACCAAUUACUGAUGUACCAGUGACGAAUGUACCAAUUACUGAUGUACCAGUUACUAAUGAUCCAACUGUAAUACUAAAUCCAAGCGUUCAGCCUCGUUUUAUACCAAUAACUGAAAUUUCAGUCAUACCGAGAGCAGCAGCAAUACCCAUUAUACCAUCUCCCACUCCCACAAAAAUAUGGAUUAACCCUACCCUUGAACUAAAUACAGUCACAACUGAUCCAUUAAUUUUAAUUCCACCGGACGCAGUUGUUACAACAAAACCGAUUGCAGUUUCAUUACCACCAUUCACAGAGCAUCCCAACAUUAUACCAACAGAAAUUUCUAAAUUUCCACAUGCAACAAAUAUAACAUCAACUUCCAUUACUAAAAAUCCAAGGCAUUCAAUGACAAGAAGUCCGUCUCAUAUUAGGAAAAAUAAGAAAAUAAGGAAAAAUAAACGUCCAAGAGGAAGAAAGCCAGUUAUUCCAUUUGUAACCGGAAGUCCACCACCUAGUCGUCCAGUCGGAACUCGAUAUACAUCAAUUGACACACAUAUCGAUAACUCUGCAUCUACAUCUUCGACCACUGAAAAGCCAAUCUAA